AUGUUCGCGAAGCGCCUGAUAGAAAAAGCCUCACACCUUCAUCAUCGUCAUUCCCAUCUUCAGGAUAAUGUGAAUGGUUUGAAAUCAGCGGACAUAGAUAUCCGAAUCUCUGUUCAUUAUGGCAUCCCAUCUACUGCAUCAAUUCUGUCUUUUGAUCCCAUUCAGCGUAUAUUGGCCAUUGGGACACUGGAUGGUAGGAUAAAAGUUAUUGGCGGUGAUAAUAUCGAAGGACUUCUAAUUUCCCAAAAGCAAUUGCCUUACAAAUACCUAGAGUUUCUACAAAACCAAGGUUUCUUAGUCAGCAUCUCAAAUGACAAUGAUAUUCAGGUUUGGAAUUUGGACAGCAGAUGUAUAGUUUGUAGUUUACAAUGGGAAUCCAAUAUAACAGCGUUCUCUGUGAUCUCCGGUUCCGUCUUCAUGUAUAUUGGAGAUGAAUAUGGCUUUGUGUCUGUGUUGAAGUAUGAGGCUGACGAUGGAGAGCUUUUGCAAUUGCCAUACCAUAUUUCUUCGAGUUCUCUUACUGAAGCAGCUGGGGUUCCCUUUCCCAAUCAACAAACUGUUGUUGGAGUUCUUCCCCAACCUUGUUCUUCUGGAAAUAGAGUACUGAUUGCAUAUGAGAGCGGGUUGAUUAUUCUUUGGGAUACUGUUGAAGCUUGUAUAGUUACUGUUAGAGGUGAUAAGGCUCUCCAACUGAGGGAUGGAGUACUUGAUUCUGCGAAUGAAGCACAUACCAGCCUUCCAGAUGAUACAUGCCUUUCAGACGAGAAAGAGAUAAGCGCCCUUUGCUGGGCUUCUUCAAGUGGGUCUGUUCUUGCUGUGGGAUACAUCGAUGGCGAUAUCUUGUUUUGGAAAACUUUAACAGCGGCUUCUAGUAAAAUUCAACAAGCUGGACCAUCACAUAAUAAUGUUGUUAAAUUACAGUUGUCUUCUGCUGAGAGGAGACUUCCUGUCAUUGUCUUGCACUGGUGCACAAGCCAUAAGCCCCAUCAUGAUGGUGAUGGGCUACUUUUUGUCUAUGGUGGUGAUGAGAUAGGAUCUGAGGAAGUUCUUACGGUUAUCAGUCUUAAAUGGUCAUCUGGGAUGGAGUCCUUAAGUUGUGUUGGUCGUGUGGACCUCACACUUUCUGGCUCUUUUGCAGACAUGAUUUUAUUAGCAACUGCUGGGGCGGCAGGAAAUGAUCACAAUGCUGCUCUAUUUGUAUUGACAAAUCCUGGGCAGCUGCAAGUUUUUGAGAGUGCUAGCUUAUCUGCCUCUAUAUCUCGGCAAGAGAAGAAAAUAUCUGUCUCUUCUGUGGAAGUUCCUGUUCUAAUACCUACAUUUAAUCCAUUCAUGACAGUGGCAGAGCUCUUUUGUUUGCCUAAAGGUGGAGACUCAUCAACGACUCUGUCAGAGAUAGCCUCACUCAAGAAACUUGGUUCUGCAUCAAACUUGUCUGGGAGCACAAAGUGGCCCUUGACUGGAGGCAUAUCCAAUCAUUUAUCUUUUGCUGAGGACAACAGGAUUGAGAGAGUUUAUGUAGCAGGUUAUCAAGAUGGAUCUAUUCGCAUAUGGGAUUCCACAUACCCAGUCUUAUCAGUUCUUUCUGUUAUAGAAAGUGAGGUUAAAGGUAUAAACUUGGCUGCUUCAAGUGCUUCAGUAUCAAAAGUGGAUUUUUGCUUCCUCACUUUAAACUUAGCGGUUGGCAAUGAAUGUGGUCUGGUCCGUCUUUAUGACCUCAAUGGCCGUUUGCAUGAGAAAAGCUUUCAUUAUGUCACAGAAUCUAAAAAUGAAGUUCAUAAUUUGCCCCCAUCUCAAGGACCCUCCUGCAGAGCUGUUUUUAGCCUUCUCAAUUCGUCCGUUCAAACACUGGAGUUCGCAAAUCAUGGAUCCAGACUUGUUGUAGGAUAUGAAUGUGGUCGUGUUGCAGUGCUUGAUAUGAGUUCAUUAUCAGCUUUGUUCUUAACUGACUGCCUCUCUAGCCCUAGCUCUCCUGUGAUUUCAGUGAAUUGGAAAACAUUUCUGAGUACUGAUGGUCACAUCAAUAGGCAAAAACACUCGGGAUCAAAAGAUUCAGACUACCCUGUGCAGGAAUUGAUGUUUAUUUUAACUAAAAAUGCCACCGCUCUUGUUAUUGAUGCCAGUACCGNUGAUGGUCACAUCAAUAGGCAAAAACACUCGGGAUCAAAAGAUUCAGACUACCCUGUGCAGAAAUUGAUGUUUAUUUUAACUAAAAAUGCCACCGCUCUUGUUAUUGAUGCCAGUACCGGUAAUCUGAUCAGCUCACGUCCAAUGCGAUUAAAGGAGUCAACUGUGGUUUCUAUGUAUGUUAUAGAGGGCAACAUAGCAGGUUCUGGAUUACUAGAUGAAAAGCAGCUGCAGCAGUCGUCCAAGGAUGACGUGAUGAGGAAUGAACCUUCUCAAGACAUAACUGCAAGUGGAAGUAAUCAACAUGAGAUAGAACAUCAUUCUUCUUCGGAGAAUAUCCAUUUUGGAAAAAGUAUGAAGGAUUCACUUGUUUUGCUUUGUUGUAAAGAUGCUUUACGUUUAUACUCCACAACAUCUGUGAUUCAGGGGGACAAUAAAUCUAUUCGGAAAGUGAAACUUGCAAAGACCUGUUGUUACGCAACCACGGUUAUGAAAGAUGAGAAAGUUUGUGGAGUGGUGUUAGUAUAUCAGACCGGAGAAAUAGAAAUUAGAUCUGUGCCAGAUCUAGAGUUGGUGAAGGAGACCUCCUUAAUAUCAAUUUUAAGGUGGAAUUAUAAGGCAAACAUGGACAAAAUGAUGGGUUCUACAGAUAAUGGGCAUAUUACCCUGGCAAAUGGAGGCGAAGUGGCUUUUAUCUGUCUAUUAGCCAAUGAAAAUGAUUUCAGGAUUCCAGAAUCUUUGCCAUCUCUACAUGAUAAAGUUCUUGCAGCAGCAGCAGAGGCUGCCUUAAACUUUUCUUCAAGUCACACAAAAAAACAGGGUGUUGGGCCCGGUAUUCUGGGUGGUAUCGUUAAGGGGUUUAAAGGGGGAAAAGUCAACCAUGCAAUGGAUCUUGUUAGCUCUUCUAAAUCUAAUUUUAGCCAUCUAAAGGACACCUUUUCAAGGAACCCUUUCCCAGACCCAUCUCCUACCACUACAGAGAAUCAGGAAGCCAUCGAGCUUAAUAUAGAUGAUAUUGAAAUUGAUGAGCCUCCAUCUGUGGCGUCUACUUCAUCCCAUAAGUUACAAAAUAAUGAGACAGGAAAGGGAUCUGAAAGAGAAAAACUGUUUGAUGGUGAUGGUGCUGAUGCAAAGCCCAGACUUAGGACACGUGAAGAAAUUAUAGCAAUAUAUAGAAAGGCCGGGGAUGCCUCUUCAGUGGCUGGACAAGCAAGAAACAAGCUUCUAGAACGCCAGGAAAAGCUUGAGAGGAUAAGCAAGCGAACCGAAGAACUGCAGAGUGGUGCGGAAGACUUCGCAUCAUUAGCAAAUGAGCUUGUAAAAGCAAUGGAACGUAGAAAGUGGUGGCAAAUAUGAACACAAGUUGUUUAGGCGCUUCGAUUCUUUGUAUAGGAUUUGUCCCAAGGGCAGGGUGGAGCUUUCUCAGAGGUAUUCAGAAGCCAAUGCAUCAUUUUAAUACACAAGCAGCAGACGAUUAAGAAGGAAGCACAACAAAUUCACCUGAUGGCGCAAACCAUGCUACCAUAUCUGAUAAAAUCGAAAUAUGCUAGAGAAGGAAUUGCCUGCCUCGAGUUGCAGGAGUUUCUUCUUUUAUUUGUUAACAUUUAUAGUUUCAAGUGAGCAAUUUAUCAAUGUAUUAAUUUUGCAGAUAAUUUUUUUUUUCCUUCAAAAGGGGGUGAAUGGGUACAUGGACUUGGGUGAACAUGUUGCAUAUUGGGAAAUAUAGAAUCUUCAGUUGAAAGUACCACAACUCUUCUAUAUUUACACAAAAUCUCCUUUGUAAGAAAGGUUAAAAAAAAGAGAAGUG
Ilex paraguariensis (yerba mate) is the source of this 3931-nucleotide messenger RNA. Lineage: Eukaryota; Viridiplantae; Streptophyta; Magnoliopsida; Aquifoliales; Aquifoliaceae. The record is from the annotation of a GenBank genome assembly.